Messenger RNA from Paramecium pentaurelia, 1251 nucleotides. NCBI's taxonomy places the organism in Eukaryota, Ciliophora, Oligohymenophorea, Peniculida, Parameciidae. The record is from the annotation of a GenBank genome assembly.
AUGACAGAUAUUCAUUCUUAGCAAAAAAGUGUUUAGAAAGUAAGAUAUCAUUCAAAAAUAGUAAGCAUAUAUUGAUGAUCUAUUCACAAAUGACAAUGAACUUGAUGAGGAUAAAGAUUUAAUUAAAUAAUACAAUACUGCUAAGAAAGAAAGAAAAACUAUUGAAGCUCAUAAAUAAUUGCUUGAUAAUAGAGUUGCAUUGUUGAAAUAAGAGGAAAUCAGAACAUUAAAAAAAAUAGAGGAGACACGUAAAAAGGCAUUGGAAAUUUAUUAUCUUAAAAAAAAGAAUGAAGAAAAACUGAAAAAAGUAUAUCUAUUUUAUUCAACAUUUUAGAGGGAAGAAGAAAAAGAACAAUUAUAGAAGAAAUAAGAAUAAUAAUAAUAAAUUAGAAAAUAGCAAGAAAGAGAACAUAAAUUAUUAAUUGAAAAACAUAGAAAUGAUAAAGUAUAAAAGGCUUUUAUAAUUAAAUAACAAACCAAACACAAUGAAGUAAGGAAAUUGAGUUCUCAAAAAUAAUCUUUAACAACUCUUAAACAAAAAAAUUAGAUAUUUAGAGAAUCAAGAGAUUUGAAUAGGGUGAAAGAAAGAAUUGUUAUGGAAAAAAGAGAAGCUAUAAGAGAAUAAUUAGGAAAGAAAUUAGACUUUGAACAAAAGUUAAAAGAUGGAAAAUAGAAAGGUAUUUGAAGAGCAAUUAUUAUAGAGAUUGAGCAAAUUGAAACAUAUGAAAUGGAUUUACUAUAAAAGUUACAAAACACUUAGUAAAUGUAAAAAACUGCUUUUGAAGAAUUAGAAUCAGCAUUGACAAUGACUGCUAAAGAAUUUGCAGAAAAAUAUCUUUAACCAAAAUAAAAAGAGUAAUUAAAAAAAUACUUAUUUUUAGAGAUUAAAAUAAAGAUAUUUCAAAUUUUAAUAGUGAGGAAGAUGGUGUAUAAUAAAAUUAAGAAAGACCACAUAUUGAUGAAUCUGAUAAGGAUUAAUCUUCUAAAAUAUCUAUUGAAUAAAUAAAUGAAAUAAAUGAACCAAAUCUAUAAAAUGAUACAAAUAAAGACGAAAAUGAAGAUUAAAAUGAUAAUUUAAAUUAAGAUAAAAAGGAUUCUGAAUCUAAAUAAGAGGAUUAGAAUAAUUAAUAGUCUUUUCAUGAAGAUGAGGCAAAUUAAAAUUAGUAGAACAACUAAAAUGAAAUCCCAAAUAUACUAGAUUCCCCAAAAGCUUAAGAUAAAUAAGAUGAUCAAUAAUAAGAAGAAUAAUGA